UAAAAACUGCAACAACAUAAACAAGCUCAGUUUUUGUCAUGCAUCUACUCAUACCACAAGUGCUCAUUUGUUCUCUAGCAAACAGCUGUAAACAUUCUCUUUGAUCCUUGUGCAGGUUGCUCAGUCACUGAGUAUAUAUGUAAUUUCUGGUCUAACACUGUUGUAUUUCAACACUAUUUUAGUAUGUCUGGGAUUACCGCAGCUCGUUUAAGUGUUGUUGUUUUUUUUAAUUGGGCUCGUUAUUUUAAUGGCGUUGAUUUAAAACUGUUUUGUCUGCUCAAAUUGUAUUCGAUUUUCAUUAGUAUUGGGUGCAUUACUCCACUUAAUUGAAAUGGGAUGUCAUGAAUGUAUUUUCAUGUGUUGAAUUUAUUCCUGGACUGUUUCAUAGGGAUUAAAUAGGCUAUUGAUUGACAGUGUAAACUCCUCAUGAGAUUUGCUUACUGUGAAUCACUGAAUCAAAGUGUUUGAAUUGGGACAGACAAAUACCCAGUCAUUAGCAACCACCUUUCUGUUAUUGACCCUGGAACAACGUGGUCAACAAAGCUGGACCAGCUGCCCUCCUAUGAGGAGGAGUUGUGUCUGUCCGAUGGCGACCUCCUGGGGCCAUUAGUUGGCAGUCUGCACAUGCUCCCUGGGGAUGUGUAUUAUUAUGCUUCUAACUCUAGUGUAUUGUGUGUGCAAAGAGAUGAAUUCCACAAAUUUGUAAGCAAGGAUCCAUUUCUUGUCCAGUUGGAACCAGAGGUCAUUACACCUGCCUCCGUUACACCUGCCUCUCCUAGGAAUUUAAAUCCUGCAGCUCAGCCUUUCCGUCAAUCACACGAUCCAACAUCUCCCAAAAAUUUAAACCCUUCAGCACCUGUUUUUCAUCAGUCACAACUAGGGGAUAGAUCUCCAGCUGAGGCCAACUUUGUUGGACAGGAGCUUAGCGCACAAGGUCUGUUGACCAAUGGAGACAUCCAGCAAAACGGCACUACAUUCGGCGUGUCAGCUGGUGGGAGCAGUGCUAGUAUGCACAGAGGAGCAGGCCCUCAGCCACAGGGCUCCCAUCAGAUGCAGGGCCUUGUGGUCCAAGGUGCCUCCCAGCUGGGAGGACUUAACAUGGCUCCACAGUCCUUGUUAGCUGCAGGCAGUCUCCCCAGUCAUCCACUGGUUGCCCAACAACUUCCACCCCAGCAGGCAUCUUAUCCUAUGGCUGUGACUGAUGGUGGCCAAUCACUAAGGCAACAGCAAACUAGGAUUCCAAGUCAAGGAUCUUCUCCAGUUGGUAAUGGAGGUGGUGAACCAGACAGCCAGCCAAAUGGAGCUGGAGUUGGGGCAUCUAUUAAUGCUGUUGGUGGAGAUGAAGAUGUUGAAGAGGAUUUGGAGCAAAAUGUUAUAGGAGAAGGUGUCAGAUAUCCUGAUUCUGUACUUGAACCUAUCAGAAAGCAAAUGCAGUUUUAUUUCUCUGCUGAGAACUUGCCAAAUGAUAAAUUUCUUAAUUCGAAAAUGGAUCCUGACAAGUAUAUUCCCUUAGACAUUUUCUUGGAUUUUAAUCGUAUCAAACCAAUUUGUAGUAACUAUGAGCAACUAGCACAAGCUGUGGAAUCAAGCUCUAUUCUUGAACUAAAUGAAUCAAGGAACAAAGUGAGGGUUUCACAGUGUAGAAAAACAUUAACUUUAAGAGGCUUUCCUGCAACUGCUACUGAAGAGGAUGUCAGGCAAUUUAUUCUAGACAUGGGGGCACCAACCCCAACUCAUAUAGAGUUUGUUAUGGUCAAGGAUAAAUGCUCAACUUGGUAUGUGAGCUUCAAGGAUGAAUCUAUUGCUUUGAACAGUUUCUUUUUACUCCAUAAUCAAAAAGCAGAUUAUAAAGGCUAUCCAAUAGGGUGUUGUAUAAAGUCAUCUGGCACAAUGGCCGCCGCUGGCUACUUUCCCUCAUCAGAGGAAUCUAACCAAAGAAGAAUAGCACAUCAAAACCAAGUGACUGCGCAGGCGGCUUCUGUGAGUGUGGCAGCUGUACCAGCUGUACCAAAUGCACUGGCUCAGCCACAACAGCCGCAACCUUUGGUACACCAGUAUAGUCCAGCAGUCUAUCAUUCACUACUGCCUGGAUCACCAGGGAUGUAUUAUCAACAGGCCGCAGCUAAUACAUACAUGCAAUACAUGAUUGCUCCACAAGGUUGGUCUCCACAAGCACCAGCAAUGGAUCCAGGAAUAAUAAUGCAAAGCAAUGGAUUGCAGCCACAACAUAUUCGCACUCCCAACAUGGGUAGGCAACAUAUGAUGCCUUCAGCUGGUGGCACACAAAAUCGCUAUAAUAACAGUGGAAGAGCUCAGCGUAACAAUCGUCAAACUUUGGAAAGAAGUGCGUCAGAGAGACCCAGUGAUAGGCCAUCAGUUUCUGUUGGAGCAGGAAAUUCUAGAUCAAGUCCACGCAAUGCAGAUGGCAGCAACAGUGCAAGUGUUGUUCAACAGGGCGGAGGCUAUGGACAGAGGCGCUCUAGAGAUGAUGGGCCCCAGAUGAUGAAUCCUCAACAAAUAGUUGCAACGCAACACCAAUAUGUUGCACACCAGCAGCAACAACAUGUUGUGACGACUGGAUCUGCUCCAAUCGUAAAUCCUGCUGCAAUUGAAGCCAGUAUACAACACUUUCAGCAGGCUCAGUCCCAGCAGCAACACCCCCAACAGUUAAUAGUCCCAGCUCCCAUGACUGUACCUUCACCAGUCCCCUCAAUCCCUGCACCACAAACUAGCAACCCUCCCUCUAUAGCCCAACAGCAGAUGCAUCAUAGUCAGCCACCGCCACCUAUACCAGUCCAACACCACCAUCAGCCACAGCAGCCUCAUCACCACCACCCACAGCAACAUCAACAAGCUCACCACCAGCAACAGCAUGCCCCCAGUCAGCACCAUCCACCUCUAGCUUUAUCACAAGCACAUCAUCAACACCCCCAAAAUGUUCAUCAACAGCAACACCACCACCACCAGCCGCAUCAUAACAUGAUGCCACCCCCACAUAAUUCUCAGCAGCAUCAACAGAUGCCCCCAACACAAAGUACACAUCAGCAGCAUCACCCACAGCAGCACCAACAAGUUCCUUCUGGCAACAGACUUGACAGUAUCAAAAGUCUCGCUGGUAACAAGAUUUUUAAAGUACCGAUGGAAGCGGAAAGUAAUAAGAGGAAUAAAAGAAACAAAAGGGAAGACAAUGUUAGAAAUCAGCGUGGAGGUGAACGCAAUCCAUCUAACAGAGCAAAUUUUAGUUCACAAGCUCCUGCUGCUGCUGAUAAUUUUACUAUGGAAGCUAAUUCCUUUCCACCUCUUCCUGGUGCAGCCAAUAGCAUAACUAAUUCUGAGAUAUCACUAGAAAGCAGAAUGUCAGAUAUUGUUAGAGGAGGGAAACCCCGUACCCCAGCCUCCAGCAACUCAGGAUCACAGAGAGCACCAUCAACUACGCCUAGCCCAGUGGCAACACCUGCCCCCGCUCCUGUUAUAUCUUCUGCUGUUGCUGGUAGCACCCAUUCUACCUCAGCUACAGACUCUCAAGGUGGCGAUGAUGGAGAUUCGGUUGCUGAUGAAGAUGCCACAUCUUCUUCUCAGGAGGAGAUUGAUACAGAUAGUAUUUCAACAGAUACUAGAUCUGUACGGUCUGAACAGCUACCUUUAUCUUCAGAACCCUUAGGAAUUCCUACUCAAUCAAGGUCUCAAAAAGCUAGUACUCCAGUGGCAACCCCUGCUAUAGUAUCAGGUCAAAGACAGCCUGAAGUUAGACAAGGUCAUGGUCAGAAUAUGGUUCAAACCAGGGUAACUCAACAGCCUCCAGCACAACUUCAACAGCAGACUCAAGCAUUAAUAUUACCCUCGCCUGCUGCUUCCACUUCGGCUAUUGAAGCCCCCAAGCCAUCCUAUGCACAGGUAGCUCAAAAAAAUCGUGAAGCUGCUAAUGCUGGUAACACUAGUGAAAAUAUGCCAAUUGGGGCUUCGCUCCCAGCUGCCAACUCAGGGACUCCUAAUGGGCCUACUUCGUCUCAAAAUAACACAACCACAAGCGGAGGGGCCCGUUCAUCUAAUCAAUCCUCCAAUGCCUUUCGUGAACAGGGAAAUUAUCAGGGUGGACAACAACAGGGCCCUCGUUCUGUCCAACGUGGAUCAUCCAAAGACAACAUGGCAAGAAAUGAAGGGCCACCCCAAUCAUCUCGGCCACCCAAUGCCAAUCGUAGAAACUCUAAGGAAAACCGAACAUCUAACAGAUUUGAAAAAAGGAAACCAGAUACUCGUCAAAAGUGAUUCUAGUCUAUUCUUUCCCAACCAAAACUAAACAUACAUUCAGCCUACAUCCUACAGAGGGUUGUAUUUCUUGAUGUGAUACCCUCAGAUGAACGUGGCUUUUUGUGUUAUUUAAUAACUGGUUUAUCCCCAUCAUUGUUGAGUGUCCCAUUGUAAUAAUGGUUCACCCAGAGAUUGUUUCUACAGCCAUCAAUUUGUUAAGUGCUGGGAAAAAUUGUGAAGAUGAGGAUAUUAGUUUUGAUGGUGACAUAUUCAAUGCUUAUGCUUUAGGUGUGUUUCGAAUUAUUUCGACUAUGAUUGUGCGCAGUUUACAGCCAUGGGAUUACAUAAUUGGUGAAUUUCUUUCUAGUUCAUGUCAUCCUGGAUUUCUGUUUGAGGAAAUAGUCAGGAAUUUGCCCAGCUUGUGUGUGCAAAUAGUCAAGACUUUGCCCAAAUUAUGUGUGCUUUUUGUGGAUUUUAUUGAUGUGGAUGUGUUGUCUGCGACACAAAUGGGCAUUUAUUUUCAUUUAUGCAUCAUUCUGGACUUGGCUUAUUUUUGCUUAGAACUUUCCUUUGAUGUCAGAAUCUUUUUGGCAAUAUGUAAAUAUAUUUGCGAAUAUGGCUAUAUUUUUUUAUGGUUGUCGCAGCAUCAAUAUUCUUCUUUGAGACUUUGUGAUUAUAAUUGUAACAUUUGUACUUGUAAUCAGAACUCUGAAAUAACAGGUGAUGGUGUUGUGAUGGUAGUUGUUCUGAGCUGUCACAGGGUUAGUUGCCAUGUAGGUUUCACACAUUUUUUACUUACCUUUAAAAGUGGUAACUAAACAGAUGGAAAUACCUGUUGAUUACUAGCUUAGAGGUGUCAUUCAGAAUAAACCUGUGAGCAAAUCUCUGAAGACAAUGCAUCAUAUUUCAAAAGCUAUCUUGCAGCUAUAAUAAACAGAGAUGAUCCAUGUAUUUAGUGAUCAUUUCUAAGGUUACUUGUUAAAAGUGUGUGGAACUGUGAUUCUUCCUUAUUUCUUUCAUUGAGAUUAAACCCUGCUGCAGAUCUUCACAACUCUUAUUUGACUGUAUCUUUGUUUCCGGCUCAUCCUGUAGAUGUCAUAGUGUUAAGAAUAUUUGCUUUACAUUAUUUUUCAAUAUAAAAAUAUAUGUAGACAGUAUAAAUAUAAACUAUAUCCAUAUAUGGAAACACAUUGCUUGAUGGCCAAAUAUUUUUAUAGACUUUUCAAUUGUCUCCAGUAUAUUUGAAAUGAUUGGGGGACUAGUAAAAACUUAGGCAUCAAUGUUUGCACAUUUACUUAUACUGAAGCUAUAAUCAGAAUAUGCAUUUGGAUGUAUGCUGUUAAGUGUAGCGUGCUGUACAUCACCAAAACAACAGAUAAAAUUGCAAUGUUUCACAUUGUAGGUACAAUGCAUGUAGUCACUGCAUAUUUCAUAUGACCUUAAAAGUAAUAUAAAAACCUGUCGUACUAUCACAUAGCUUUUGAUUGUAAUGAUAGCGGCAUGGUUAUUUUUUUUUUUUUUUUUGGCUUUUUGUUUAUCAUUUCUUUGCUUAGAAUGAGUUUAUCUUUUGCUUUGCUUAAAUAUUUGAAGGUUUAUGCUGCACUUUGUAAUAUUAUAUGCACAUUAAUUUAAUAUCCCUGGAGAAUUUUCCCAAGAAUCUAAAGCAGAUCAUCUUUUUGUUUGUUUAUGUUAACUACUUCAUAUGUUACUAUUAGAUUUUUUUUUUUUAAUUAUGCUAAUUUUGUGUGAAAUUGUGGGUACUUCCUCCAAUAUUUUGUAAUUUUAAAACUUACAUUUUUAGAAUGAAAUGUUGUUCUACAAUAGUUGUUAAAAAUUUAAGUUUAUAUCUUUUACUUUAUCUUCAAUUAUUUUAAAAUAUAAUGUAGGAAUUAGACAUUUUAAAAGAAGAGUGUUAAUUUGUUGACAGUAAACAAAAUGUGCUUUUAUUAUGGUGAUAUGAACAAAUCAGGAACAAACAGAGUGAUUAUUGCCACUAUCAAAGUUAUUUUCUUGCUAAAUUCUGUAAUUAUUCUGUGCUUCUAAAUAAUAGAGAAAUAGCCUGAGGUGGUUAUGUAGACAUUUUAUUUCUCCUAUGAUAAUUUAGUAUUUCUCCUAUGAUAAUUUAGAAAACUAAUUCUCUAAAAAAAAAUUACACCAAUGUUGAAAAUAGUAGCAUUUGAUGUUUUUCUAUAAAAGCAUUAUCAGUCUUUUGUUUUAUUUUUUAAAAAUGUAGUUUUAAAGAGCUUUAAAAUUAAUUGUGAAAAUCAAUGUACAUAAAUAUUUUCAAAUAAUCACUGAUGUAGUUUUCAUUGUUAAAUAUUAUUUCUGGUGUUGCUGUAAGAUAUCAAAAUAAGAUAAUAUAAUCUAAAAUAUAAAAUUCCCUAAAUCACAGCUAAAAAAAAUAAAUUGUACAUGAUUUUCUUUCUAACCAGAUUUUUUUCAUACUACAUAAUCUUUUCUUAUACUUUCUAAAGUCUUAUUUAUUCACAGUUAAAAUAAUCAUUAACUAAAGCCUUAAUUUAUGAUAAAUUUAGGGUUUUAAUACAUAGCUUUUAAUAGUAUUUAUCCUAUUUGCUUUCCUCUACUUAACUGUUUAUUUAAAAAAUAAUAAUUUCAAAAUGGCCUGAUCAUAAUUAAACAAACCUUUUUUAAAAUGUUGUAAGGGGGAGGGGAAAUGUUUCAAUUCACUACUACAACUCAGCUUUUGAUCAUAAUAAAAACAUAAACGUAUCACUAUAUAGAAAUGUAAUUUAUAGUCAGGUUUCAAUACAAUAGUCACUAGUCCUGAUAUAACACUCCCCCUAUCCCCUAUGCUUCCAUAUUGGUAUGUAUAGCUAAUGUUGAUUUUAAUUCUUAUUAAAAUGCCAACUGUACAUAAUGGAUUUUUAAUAUUUCUUAUAAACAGGAAAAUGCUUUCAAAAUAAAAAAAACAAUGUUUGUAAAUAUAGUAAGUUUGGUUAUAUGUAUUAUUAUGAGUGGACACAUUUUCAAUACGUUCAUGCAAAAAUUAUAUCCCCGCCCACACAGAAUUGAACAUGUUGAUAUUAGAAGUGUUAUUUCAUUGAGUAAAUGAGCUUUAGGGGUGACACUAGCUCUGGCUGCAUGAUGUGAUUUAAUAUGUUCAAUUUAAACAUUUGCUGUUGUUAAACCCUGAUUUCAUUAUUUUAUUUAGUAUUGCAAGAUGCAAUACUUUUAUUUUAUUGUUCUACUUUCCCUUAUUCUGUCAAUGUUAUGUAUUAUAAAGUUACCUUUUUUUCUUACUGUAAUAGUAGGGAUAUUAUUUUGAGGUGUUCUCAGCAAAUCAUACUAGUAGUAAAAUACAUCUGACUUGAAUUAAUAGUGUGUACCAUAACCUUAUGGCAAUGAUUCAACAUAAACACAGCAAUGUUCUAUGAGUCUAACACGCUAAUAAUUUGCACUCCAUUAUAAUCCAGGUUUAUUUUGAAAUCAUUUAUUAUGAUGCUCUCUGAUCUGUGAUCAUUUUUUGUCUCCCAUAUUCAGUCAAAAAUUGUAGUCAAAAUCUUUUUAUCGGUAGAGGCUCGAAGGGGGGUGGGGUAACAGAAAAGAAAAGUAGAAAAUAGAACCUAGAUGUAAUAUUGGAUUUUUUUUUUUUUUAAAUUUCAAAACUUCUUAAUGUGAUGGAGACCAUACAAAGCAGUGAAACCAUUCCAACACCGAACAUCAUAACACAUCUAGAUCCGUAGCUUGUUGCCCACAUCUCGAUCAACCUUAAAGUGACAUGUUGGCACAUGUAUCAACAAUCCCCGGUGCAGAGGCUUUUUGCCAACAAUAAAAACUAUUUGUUUUUUAAGUAUCACUUGUGUGACUGUUAAAUCAUUCUACGGAAAAGGGUUCUUACUUUACUAAUUUGGACAGGUUGGUUUCUGUUGGUUUUUUUUUUUUUAAUUCCUUCAAAACCUGAAUGCAUAUUCAAUAUUCUAGAUUAUUUUUACUUUCAUCAUUUUAAACUAACUUGUAAAGAGGUUGGAUAGACAGUGCUUACUUAGCCUUUAAAAUUUCCAUGCUCUGUAAGUUAGCUUGAUUUUCAUAAUCUGAGAAUAAAGGUACAUGACCUGCAGACCAAUUCUCAUUGGCAGUCAUUUCAUUACAUAGAUGCUUAAUUUUUUUUUUACGUAUGAUGAGGGUAAUCUUGUUCAUUGCUAAUUAGCCUUAAGGUUAAUAGGUGGGCUUUAUUUUAAUUUGCAAAUGUAUAUUUUGAUAACAGAGGUAAAUGAAAAUUUAUCUUUUAGUUUGCUAUGUAUUUUCUUUUAGUUCCUCCAUUCAACAUGCAAUAAAAUGUAUUAAUGUUCCAUUCGCUCAAAGAAAGCGAAAUAUUUUGAGCUGAAUUUAAUGAAUGCACUUUUUUCCUGCCACGUUUGCUCAGUCAAUUACAUUGUAGAUGUAUAAAAUUAUUACAUAAUUAUUUUAAAUUCAUUCUUUUUAAUUUAUGGCGUUUGUGAGAUAUCAACAGGUUCAGCUACAAAUAUCUAAUAGCCAUACAUUGUUUCUUGCUGCCAUUAGAGAUAUUUGUUGACAGAAUCAGGUUGUGACAUCCUUCAAGUUAAAAUUACAAACUUUCUACUUCUAUAGUUGGAAAUGGAGUUGAUAGUACCUAAUAAAAAUUUCAAUUUUGUUAUCGUGAUCUGGUCAGUGGUCAUUCAGCAUUAUUUAUGCAUUGAAUUUCAUCUAAUUGUUGAUUAAUCAGUCCAUUAUUUUAAAAUUGUUUUUUUUUUUCUUCUGACUCUAAAGAAAUAGAUAAGCACAUACUUUAUUUUUUGGUUUAGAUAGUAUAAUGUUGGUAACGGUAAAAACUUCAUUUCUUGUCACUUAUGCAAGGCUGUAACUACAAGUAAACUAUUUCACAGUUAAAUAUAUUUAAAUUCAUAUCAAUUUAUGUUCAUUUUGUGGGUUGUAAGUCACUAUCAUUUAACUGCCAUUUUUUUUCUUUUGGUAUGUGUAUUUUAAUAGAAUAAUUAGUCAUAUCUUUGCAAGUGAAAUUUGAACUGCACGCAGUAUUUUACUAACUCCUUGAGUUCAUUAGUUUAUGAAUGUUUAGAUAGAGAGAAUUUAUUACUUUGAAUGGUAAGUAAAUUAUAUCUACAUCUCAGGUUAUUAUAAGAUACUGACACAUUCAUCAAUGUUUUCAUCAUUUAGGAGUGUGUACGACCUAUAACCUCUUUGUAGAAGCAAGGAAAGAAUGUAGCAAACAAGUAGUGUGAUGCAGGGUGGCAAUAAUGGCACCAGGCUAUCUUAGCAAUUGUAUGGCUCCACAAGAAUAUUUGGGCAUUAGUACUUGAAGUCACAUACUGAAAUUUUUCAUGUAAAUGAUAAUUUUAAAAAACUGCCUAUUUUAACAACAUGAAAGAAAAUAAAGUUCAACUUUGUCAAAAUAAAAUAAAAAUAGUGUAUAAAAAAUUCUACCGGACAUUUCAUUCAAAACUAUUAACCAGUAUUAAGCAUUAUUACUUAUUAAAUGUUUUUUUUUUUUUUAAAUGAUUGAAGUACAGUUAAAAAUUAACCAAUGCUAACUUAAAAUUGUUGUUAGCUUGAUUUUUAAUAAUCAUUCAAAAGAAUUUUUUUUUUAAUCAAAACAAAACUAACAUAAUUUUAACAUUCUUUGUUUUUGUGUGGUUUCAGAUACUUUCGCCCAACUUGUUGUAUUGUAAAUAUAAAAAAAAUUAAACAAAAAAAAACUAUUUCAUCAUCCAACUUUUCAUCCACAAACAUGCCCCUCUUCUUUGCUUGCUUUAUUAACAACAAAUUGUUUUACAAACUUCAAAUUGAUUGUGAUAAUGUUGUCUAGAAAUGAAAGAUGGAUUAUGUAGAAGUGUGAAUGCCUGAAGGAAAUUAAGAAGCGGAGUGUGUUGACAGUUUUGAUUAUUAAUCUAUAAAUCCGUUGAAGUAAUAUCAUAGUGCUGUCCUACAUGUGGUUAACAUUUAUUUCACUCACAUUUUGUGAAAUUGGAAAUUCUGGAAAGAGGGGUGAAAUACUGUUCAAUAUAAUGAUUCAUGUACUGAGUAACUGGGUGAUCUCAUGCUUCCCUUGACUUUCAGCACUCUUCCAUUCAUGUACAAGAUUUUUUUUUUUAUUAUUUCUUUAUUUAGAUUAAGCAUAAUGCUGCCAUUUUUUUUUCUUUCCUUAGUAAUACUUUGUUUUCUGAGAAGGAAAAAAUAAUUCUGACUUUUGAAUUUGUUCUUUUAAGGUGGAGGAUUGUUCACACAAAGUGGGGAGGGCUGGGUUUUUUUGAGUCUUAGAGAGUAUUAACUGGUGUUUUAUUGUCUCAUGGUUGGUACCAUUUUAGCAUAUUUAUGACUUGUAUGUGCGGCCAUCUUAACAUAAAGAAUGUACAUUUGAAAUUACCCUUAAUUUCCUACGAGGUUUUUAUUUACCUUUUUUUUUUAUUUGUGAAUGAAAAUAAUUUUUGCAGGAGCGCUUUUGGUAUGUUUGAUUGCAUAUUAUUUGUCUAAAUGUUUUCAGGGAAUAAGAGUGAAAUAUUUUUUUUUCUUUCCUUUUUUUCCUUACCAGUUACAUUGUUACUUUAAUUUAAACCUUUACAAUAACUAUUGAGUUAAUGUUAACAACAUGCAAUGUAAGAAUGAGAACAUAAAAAAAAGUUAUUUAAGGUGAGAAAAUUGAAUCUAUAUUAAACUCUAGCACAGUAUUGAUGAAGAUUUUUCUGCAAGGUUUAUUUUUGUUAAUGCAAGAACACUGAUAUUUUUUAAUUUAUUCAGGUAAGAUUAAUUUUGAGCGUAAGUUCACUUUCAACAGCAGAUACUGUGUUAGAUUUUUGUCUCAAGACUAAUUUCACAAUAAUACCCCAUGUGCAUAUUUGGAAACAUAACUUUGCUAAAGCAUGCUUUGUUGUUUCACAUUUUGCCCUUGUAUGUUAAAAUUUGAAACAUGUUUCCCCAGUACUUGUAAAUAAGUUGGUUUAUUUAUUUCUAGGUUAAAAUAUUUCAGUUUUUCUUCUCAUAAAAUAAAAAAAAUUGUUCAGUAUUUGUUAGCUUGUAAAUAAUGCUACACAGAUUUUUAUUUUUGUCUUGGUAUGAAAAAAAAAAAAUUAUGUACCACUUAUCUGCCACCACCACAUAACAUUUGUUCAUCACUUUGGUUUGUGAUAACCAGAAAUGUCACAUGACCAGAAGAAAUGUCACACGAGAUUGACGCUUCGGCCCGGUCGCGCAAGCAUUAAGUUGAAAACUCAAUCUUGUGUUUCCAUUUUCUUUACAUUUGACAUAAAAAAAAUUUCUGCCCUAACUUUGUACAUCCAGUUAUCAUAUCAGGGCAAAAAAAAAGAUUGUUUUUAUGUAUUUGUAAUACUUUUUUUUUUAUCAAUUUUUAUUUUUCUAUAAUUAAAAUUAAUCUAAAUGAUGUAAAAUUGUUUGCUAGUGAAAAUAGAAUUGCACCAUGGCCUUGUAAUUGUUUCUGUAUAUUUUGUUAAAUUUAAUGAAUGGUGCACAAUAAUUACUGUUUCAGAAACCAAAAAUAUGUUUAAAAACAAAAAACCAAACUGGUAAAGAAAAAGUUUUAUAUCAAGUUUUAAAGUUAUUUCUGUAUUUCUAUUAACUGUAUACAGUUUUUAAAGUAGUAAAAGCCAGAAUUCUCUUAAUAGUCUGUUAUUCUUUUACUUGCAAUUUAAAAAAAACAUUUUCCAACCUGUGUUUAGUAUAUUCUUUAAAAAAUAUUUUUUUUGUGCUUGUUUAUCAUUAGGCAAGAAUCAUUGUCUAACCCAAUAGCUGUACAAAAUGUUUUCAAUUUGUGGUUGGUCAUUGAUGUACAUGUAAUGUUUUGUUCUUUUGCAAAAUUUGACUAUUUGUAGAAGAUUUAUUUUUUUAGGUUAGAUUUUAAACACAUUUUAAAUUAAAAGUUAUGCUAUGGGGUAUAUUGUGAAAUAUUUGAAAAAAUAAUACUGAAAACUAAAACUGGAAAUGAAAUUUUUACCUUUUUUAAAAAAAAAAUAGGGAAGUGAACCAAAUUAAAAUUAAUGUAAUACAAUU
Molecule: messenger RNA, 12246 nt
Organism: Physella acuta
Lineage: Eukaryota; Metazoa; Mollusca; Gastropoda; Physidae
Product: la-related protein Larp4B
Biological process (GO): positive regulation of translation
Cellular component (GO): cytosol; cytoplasmic stress granule
Molecular function (GO): mRNA 3'-UTR binding
Source: RefSeq, a predicted model, not a curated record